This is a messenger RNA of Dermacentor albipictus, 859 nucleotides long. Its product is annotated as juvenile hormone acid O-methyltransferase-like. The record is from RefSeq and is a predicted model, not a curated record. NCBI's taxonomy places the organism in Eukaryota, Metazoa, Arthropoda, Arachnida, Ixodida, Ixodidae. Gene Ontology annotation, molecular function: S-adenosylmethionine-dependent methyltransferase activity.
AGAAGCAGAUACCCUUCUGCUGCGUAGGUGAAAAUAGUAGGCGGCCGGACAAAGCAGAUAUCUCUCCUGCUGCGUAGAUAUUAUGGCUGGCACGACAGAAGGAAAGACGGAACCAAGACCUUACACAAGCCUGCAUGCACCAGAUCUGUACGCCGAGACUAAUUCCAUCCGUACUAAAGAGACUCGUGAUUUACUAAAGGCUUUCCAGCCGUUCUUCGUAACCGAAAGAAAUGCAAACUGUCAAUUUUUGGACGUUGGCUGUGGGAUAGGACAUUUCACUCGUGGCGUCAUCUUGCCCAGCGCCCAGCCAUGCCGAAGGCUCGUGGCCGUAGAUUCCUCUAUGGCCAUGCUGGAAUAUGCCAAACGGAAUUUUCCUCACCAACUCAUCAAGUACGAGUACUUGGACAUUGAAGGUGACGUCUCAAGCUUCCUCAAAGUACACGGGCCCUUUCACGGAGUAUAUUCGUUCAGUACUCUACACUGGGCGAAGGACCUACACCGGGCCCUCGCCAACAUUUCGGAGCUAAUGAUACCUGGUUCCGAGUGCCUACUUGUGUUUCUGGGUCGUGCCUUUGUCUUCGAGACUUUCAGGCACCUGAGUACCAUGGAUCCCCGGAGGAAGUACGCUGAUAUUCUCCUGAGUCACAUCCCUGCAAGCCAUGACAUCCUGGAUCUUUCCGGGCAGCGGACAUACUUGAAUAGUGCAUUGGGAUCUGCAAAGCUGGUUACUUUAUCUGCCGAAGUUGUCUCAAAAGAUGGCGUAGGUUUCACACAAACAAGUGAAAUAGAUGGUUCGGUAAAACUCAAGAGCUUUGCUGCUGCAACCAUCAUCCAGGCAAAAUCUGAAGAAAUUGAAUGA